Molecule: messenger RNA, 981 nt
Organism: Andrographis paniculata
Lineage: Eukaryota; Viridiplantae; Streptophyta; Magnoliopsida; Lamiales; Acanthaceae
Product: pathogen-related protein
Exons: 4
Coding region: 82-786 (234 amino acids)
Source: RefSeq, a predicted model, not a curated record
UAGCCUUAUCCUUUGAACAUAAACACAACAUAAAUACACACUUCCCAUUUCACACAUAUACACACAACCAUUGUUCGAAACAUGGCCGAUACUUCGCAUACAAAAAUCGGAGACAAGUACCGGUCUUUCUUACACGACCAACCCGACGAUGUAGUAUGGCGCCAUGGUGGCCCCCCCACUUAUGAUGCCGUAAACCACCUCUUCGAACAAGGCCGGUCCAAGGAAUGGGAAAAGGGAUCGUUGGAAGAGGUGGUACAAAAUGCGAUCAAGUCGUGGGAGAUGGAGUUGUCUCACAAGAUUCGCCUUCAAGAUUUUAGGACAAUAAGUCCUCAAAAGUUCAAACUCAUUGUUAAUGGAAGAGAGGGGCUAUCAGCAGAAGAAACCCUAAAACUUGGAAGCUACAAUGCUCUGCUGAAAACCUCCAUUCCCGACCACCUUAAAUUCUACGACGCCGACAAGGAGACUUUCGACUCUUCCCAUGACGCAUUCCGCUCGGCUUUCCCCCGCGGCUUCGCCUGGGAAGUUCUGGCCGUCUACUCCGGCCCCCCACUUAUCACCUUCAAGUUUCGCCAUUGGGGAUUCUUCGAAGGCCCCUUCAAGGCCCACGCUCCCACCGGAGAAAUGGUCCAAUUUUACGGUGUCGGAACCCUCAAAGUGGAUGAAUCAUUGAGGGUAGAAGAUGUGGAAAUUUACUACGAUCCGGCGGAACUUUUUGCCGGACUUCUUAAAGGUCCUCCCGUCAACGAUGGCGAUCAGACAUCCUCUAAAUGUCCUCUCCAUCAUUAAAUCAAAUCGAAUAAAUUGGUACAAUUAAAGGAUAACUCUAUGAGUAUGUUUAUGUAUGGUUUGAAUGUUGAUUUUUUUUUUUUUUUUUUUUUUGAGUUAUUAUAUAGGUAUAUGAUGUUAUGUUGUUUAAUGGAAAAUAAAACUUGGAUGAUAUGUAUUUAUGGAUAAAAACUAAUUUCAGUGUUAAUUGUAUGA